AGGAGGAAGGACUUUUAACACUUAGCUGUGGAGAUGAAUCUUCUCACACGUGUUUUGUUCGGCUGCGCUGUCCUAACUUUGUCCGCGGGAGAAAUGUACACGUCGCUGCUGAACGUCCGGCAGGCGAUCAGCGUGGAACGGAAGCUGAUCGAUGACCUGAGAACUUACAUCGACCACGAGUUUGAGAGGCUGCAGGACAUCAGGCGCUUCUAUGCCAAAGUGUCUGACCUGCACACUGGACUUUACAAAGGCCCGGCGGCUGCGAUGGGGAAUCCGCUGGUGGCCUUCACCCUGAUCAAGCGGCUGCACUCAGAGUGGCUGAACGUCAUCUACAGCAGCGAAGCCUCGGAGAACGCACAAGCCCUCAGGUCCAGUUACGAGGAGGAAGAGGCUGAACUGCCCAAACUGGAAGACCUCCAGGGGGCCGCCAAGGGGCUGAUGAGGCUGCAGGAUGUGUAUGGUCUCCAGGUGAAGAGCCUCGUCAGGGGUCGCUUCCAGAGAGUCACAGAUGGAAAACCUGCAGAUAUCUGCGUUCCCACGAUCUCUGUGCCACUGUCUGGUGAUGACUGCUUUCUGGUUGGAAAGGUGGCCUACGAGCAAAAGGACUACUACCACUCGGUGCAGUGGCUGGAGGAGUCGGUGCGUCUCUUCAGAGGAGUCGAGUGGAGCCCGGAGAAUGAAGGCACUUUGGAGGAUGCUUUGGAUCACCUGGCCUUCUCUCACUUUAAAACAGGAAACGUCUCCUACGCUCUGAGUCUCUCUCAGGAGCUGCUGCAUCACGAUCCAAAGAAUUGGAGAGUUCUGCAGAAUGUUGAGAAAUACGAGAAGCUGCUGGUUUCUGAGAGUCCACACAGCAGCAACGGGCUGAUAAGACCUUCAUCCAAUCACUUGAGGACAAGGGACACUUACGAGAAUCUCUGUCGGACCCAAGGCUCUCAGCCAAUGCAUUUUGAAAACCCCAGACUAUUCUGCGACGACUUCACCAAUGGCGACCCCGGCCUGCUGCUGAAGCCAGUGAGACGCGAGGUGCUGAGCCUGCAGCCGUACGUGGUCCUCUACCACGAUUUCAUCACUCGCUCGGAGGCUGAGGACAUCAAGCAGGUCGCCCAGCCGGGAUUGAGAAGGUCUGUGGUGGCAGCUGGAGAGAAGCAAGCAACGGCAGAAUAUCGCAUCAGCAAGAGUGCCUGGCUGAAGAACUCAGCCCACUCCACCAUUGGGAAGCUGGACCACAGGAUCUCCAUGAUCACAGGCCUGAACGUACAGCACCCGUACAGCGAGUACCUCCAAGUGGUGAAUUAUGGGAUUGGUGGCCAUUAUGAGCCUCACUUCGAUCACGCUACGUCACCUUCCAGUCCUGUGUACAAGCUGAAAACUGGGAAUCGGGUGGCAACCUUCAUGAUAUAUCUCAGCUCUGUCGAGGCAGGUGGCUCCACGGCCUUCAUCUACGCCAACUUCAGCGCUCCUGUCGUGGAGAGAGCUGCCAUCUUUUGGUGGAACCUCCACAGAAAUGGGGAGGGAGACGUCGACACCCUGCACGCCGGCUGCCCCGUGCUCAUUGGAGAUAAAUGGGAGUCCCUGUUAUACAGGAGUGAACAGCUCGGCCACAUCUGUGCUGCAUUAUGCAUUUGGAGAUGUUACUGUUGAGACACUGAGCUCAUCUUGGAAGCUGAACAUCUGCUGCUGGUUGGCCCGGGCCGUCGAACUCCCAACUCUGAAACGUGUGUCACAGACCCAGUUAAAAUAACAGGAGGAUAUUAAUCAUCACAAAGUAGCUGCAGGAGCAUUCGCUGGCUGUGUUGUUUUUAGCGACUAAAUAUAUAUAUCAUCAGAAUGAAUGUUAAAGCUUUACUAAGUGGAAUAAAUAUUGGUCCUUUGGUUAAACUAAUAAUGGUGCAAUCUAGAAAUAAGUCCUUCAUUUAGUAUUUAAGUUAAGUAGUUAGGUUUCUCAGUUUAAUGAUUGUUCAGCAGACAUUCCACAUAUAACUUAUUUUAUUAUCCGGUGUAAUAUUAUUGGAUUGUUCUUAUUAUUGUAAGCAGCAUUUAAAGUAUAGCUUUUAGAGGCUCAGCUAAUUUGAUCAAAUGUUUACAUAUCGUGGAUUCAGAAAUGUGUAAUAUUUCCCAUGGGGAAUAUCAAAGGUAAAAACUAAGUAGAAUGAAAUAGAAAUACUUACUUGUUUUCAAGUACAAUUUAUACAUGUACAUUUUCUACCCAGGUAUUCACUGCAUCAAGGAGUAUACUUCUACGAUUGUACAUCAAACACAAUUAUCCAAAUUCCAAAAAGAAAAACUUAAUUAAUCUCUUUUUGUCUUGAAAUAUAUAUAUAAAGAUACUUUGAAUCUGUUUGUAUG
Platichthys flesus (European flounder) is the source of this 2349-nucleotide messenger RNA. It is a transcript of the gene p4ha3, whose product is annotated as prolyl 4-hydroxylase, alpha polypeptide III. The transcript is spliced from 13 exons. NCBI's taxonomy places the organism in Eukaryota, Metazoa, Chordata, Actinopteri, Pleuronectiformes, Pleuronectidae. The coding region runs from base 34 to 1644 and encodes 536 amino acids. The record is from RefSeq and is a predicted model, not a curated record. Gene Ontology annotation, biological process: peptidyl-proline hydroxylation to 4-hydroxy-L-proline. Gene Ontology annotation, cellular component: endoplasmic reticulum. Gene Ontology annotation, molecular function: iron ion binding; procollagen-proline 4-dioxygenase activity; protein binding.